UGUGUGUGUUGGGGGGGAGGGGGGGAGUGAACGGCGGGACUCGGUGCUCGUGCGGAGCUGCGGCGGGGCUUUUGGCUGCGCGAGCUCUCUGCGUUUCCGCUCGGCCCCUCCCUCUCUCCCUCCGCGUGCGCCUCCCCGCUCGGCUCUCGGGGAAACCGCGGCGGCCUGCAGGAGAAAAAAACUCCACACUACAACAAAGGCGGAGGCCGCAGUGUGUUCACCGGGACACGAUCCAGAGUGAAGGAAUAGAGGAGGAGCUCCUGCAUGAGUGAGUGUGUUCUGCAUGGAUAGCAGUGUGUUAUUGGGACGUCCGUGUGCUAAAGAACGACAGAUUUGGAGUGAGGCCAAUGAGGAUUAAGGACGAUGGAUGACACUGUGACGAGACUCGCUCUCCGUUCCCAGGAGCCGAAAAUCAUCCUGCAUGGCUCGGAUGAUGGAGGGAUGUGUGGGGAGGAGUACGUGGUGGAGCUGCAGGAGACGGUCCUGCUCUCGGAUGGAGAGAACGACGGAGAGAAUGAUGGCGUUGCUGUACGGAGCUUCUCCUCUGAUGAGCUGGUCAUCCAGGACGCCGUGGAGGACGUGGUCGCCGAGGACGAUGAGGGCGUUGCUGUGGAGACAUGCGUGAUGUCACUGGAGGGUGAGGAAGAUGAGGAGGAUGGAGUGACGGUGGCAGAGGAAGAGCUGGUGGAGGAGAGAGAGAAUGAGCUGCACUCCACCGAAGAUUAUCUUAUGAUCUCCUUGGAUGAAGACGGGAAAAUGGUGUCUGCUGAUGGAGAGGAAGUGACAGUGGAAGGAGCUUUGGAUGAGCAGGAAGUCGAGAAAGAUGAAGACGGACAGGAAGUCAUUAAAGUUUACAUCUUUAAAGCUGAUUCCGGAGAUGACGAGCUCGUGAGUGACGGCCAUCACACUCACACUGAAGGGGGCUCUAAGCUUACAGAUGAGGUGUAUAUGGAGGUGGUGGUUGGGGGAGAGGAGCCGGUGUGUAACGAUCGAACAUAUGAGAGCAAAGAAUUUAUGCCUGUGAACUGGACAGCUGCUUAUGAUGACUCGGAGUGCUGUGAGAACAGGAACGGUGCCGCGAGUGCGGUUCUACACAUCGAUGAGUCUGAGAUGCCGCACACAAUCAAGCAACAACACGGAAAAACACACAGACGGGCCGAGCACAGACAGGUGCAGACAGCGAUCAUCAUCGGGCCGUAUGGUCAGCCCCUCACCGUGUACCCGUGUGUCCUUUGUGGAAAGAAGUUCAAAUCUCGCGGCUUCCUGAAGCGUCACACUCGGAACCACCACCAGGACGUCCUGAGCCGUAAGAAGUACCAGUGCACCGACUGUGACUUCACCACCAACAAGAAGUCCAGUUUCCACAGUCACAUGGAGGAACACACACAACACACACAGCACACACACACACUCAACACCAAGGCUCAGUUGGAGUCUGAAACGCUGAAGGAUUUCCACCAGCAGGCGGCGCCGCUCUUCUCCAAUCGCCUUCACACGCAGCAGAAAACAAAGAUGGCCGCUGUCCCUGCUAAGAAGACUCACAAGUGUAAGUUCUGCGAGUACGAGACGGCGGAGCAGGGCCUGUUAAACCGCCACCUGCUGGCCGUGCACAGUAAAAACUUUCCCCAUGUGUGUGUCGAGUGUGGAAAAGGCUUCAGGCAUCCGUCUGAACUCCGCAAACACACGCGCACACACACGGGCGAGAAGCCGUACUCGUGCACACACUGCAGCUACAAAUCUGCCGAUUCGUCCAACCUGAAGACGCACAUGAAGACCAAACACAGCCAAGAGGACCAGGAGACGCCGGCGGUUCCGGAGCAGCACGUGGAGAAGCUCACGGAAACCGUCGCCGAGAAGCCGCCGGACCACGACCCCGAUCACGACCAGGAGGAGGAGGAGGACGACGACAACGACGAGGCUCGGGGGCAUCACUGUGACCUUUGUGAUCAUCGCAGCUCCAAUUCCAGCGACCUGAAGCGGCACGUCAUCUCCGUCCACACGAAAGACUAUCCUCACAAGUGCGACGCCUGUGGUAAGGGCUUCCAUCGACCCUCUGAGCUCAAAAAACACGCCGUAUCCCACAAGGCCAAGCGGCCGCACCAGUGUCGCCACUGCAGCUUUAAGACUGCCGAUCCGUUUGUGCUGAGUCGACACAUUUUAUCUGUUCACACUAAAGAACAGCAGCAGCAACAGGAAACGCAACAAAAUGCAAACGAACAACAACCGGCGCCUUCGUUACAGACGCAGGAGCGAAGUCCACCCAAAAAGACGAUCGGGGCGGCGCAGCUGGCACUGGGCGGAGCUCCCAUCAUUAAAAAAGUCAUAGGUGCCAAGGGACCAAGGGAGCGACGUGUGUAUCAGUGUCAGUACUGCGACUACAGCACCGGGGACGCCUCGGGAUUCAAACGCCACGUCAUCUCCAUCCACACCAAGGAUUAUCCUCAUCGCUGCCAGUUCUGCUCCAAGGGCUUCCGGAGACCAUCCGAAAAAAACCAACACAUCAUGCGCCAUCACAAAGACAUGAUGCCCAGUGAGUGAGUCAGAGAGCGAGUCAGGGAGUGAGUCAGGAGCGAGUGAGUCAGAGAGCGAGUGAGUCAGAGAGCGAGUCAGGGAGCGAGUGAGUCAGA
Molecule: messenger RNA, 2627 nt
Organism: Silurus meridionalis
Lineage: Eukaryota; Metazoa; Chordata; Actinopteri; Siluriformes; Siluridae
Product: zinc finger Y-chromosomal protein 1
Exons: 10
Coding region: 364-2538 (724 amino acids)
Biological process (GO): regulation of DNA-templated transcription
Cellular component (GO): nucleus
Molecular function (GO): RNA polymerase II cis-regulatory region sequence-specific DNA binding; metal ion binding; DNA-binding transcription factor activity, RNA polymerase II-specific
Source: RefSeq, a predicted model, not a curated record